GUUCUUGCCCUUUAUGACAAAAAAUAAGCGAUCAGAUCAGAACCUCUGCAGUUUUGCAAUUAAUGUUUUCGGAUUGUAAGAUGAAUGGGUAGAGAGAAAGAGAGAGCGAGCGAACGAAAGAGGGAGACAGGCGACACAUCCAGACAGCCGCGUCACACGCGCUCCGUCUCCCAGCCCUGCCCAGCCCGCACACGCACGCGGGGUGCGAGAGCACACUCACUGGCUGUGCGUAUGUGGGGCUUCGGCAUCGCAGGGCUCAACUGACAGAUUUGCACCGCUGCGUAUUUCUUACUGGGUAGGAGCAGGAUUACUUGGGCAUGUGAAAACGACGACAGAAGAAUGAAAAUGCUUCGAUUUCGCAGUUCAAGCAUCCGAUCGUUAAACCAGGAGAUUAGGUGCACCAUCAGGCUGCUGGAUGAUUCGGAAAUCUCGUGCUGUAUACAGAGAGAAACCAAGGGCCAGUUUCUCCUAGACCACAUCUGCAAUCACUACAGCCUAUUAGAGAAAGAUUAUUUUGGCAUCAGAUAUGUUGACCCAGAAAAGCAACGGCACUGGCUGGAGUCCAACAAACCAGUUCUAAAGCAAAUGAAAUCGAAUCCACCAUAUACUAUGUGCUUUAGAGUGAAAUUCUACCCGCAUGAGCCCAUGAAGAUUAAAGAAGAACUUACCAGAUAUCUGUUGUAUUUACAACUGAAGAGAGAUAUUUUUCAUGGCCGCCUUCUGUGUUCCUUUUCUGAUGCUGCCUACUUAGGGGCCUGCAUUAUUCAAGCUGAACUGGGGGAUUAUGAUCCAGAUGAGCACCCAGAAGAUUAUGUUGCUGAAUUCAAACUAUUCCCAAAGCAGUCACCAAAGUUGGAAAGGAAAAUUGGAGAAAUUCAUAAAACUGAACUCAGAGGCCAAAGUCCAGCUGCUGCUGAAUUCAAUCUUCUACAGAAAGCACAUGCUUUAGAAACCUAUGGGGUUGACCCCCACCCAUGCAAGGAUUUCACUGGGUCCACGGCUUUCCUGGGUUUCACAGCCACUGGAUUUGUGGUUUUCCAAGGAAAUAAAAGAAUUCAUCUUUUAAAAUGGGCUGAUGUCAGCAAACUGAAGUUUGAAGGAAAGACAUUUUAUGUGAUAGGCAUUCAAAAAGAGAAGAAACUAGUGCUGACUUUCCAUACCUCCACACCAGCUGCAUGCAAACAUCUUUGGAAGUGUGGGGUAGAAAACCAAGCAUUCUACAAGUGUGCAAAGUCCAGCCAGGUUAAGACUGUAUCCAGCAGUAAUAUAUUUUUUAAAGGUAGUCGCUUCAGGUACAGCGGUAGAGUAGCCAAGGAAGUGAUUGACGCCAGCUCAAAAAUUCAGAGGGACCCGCCAGAAGUGCACAGAUCUACCAUUGGCCAGAGUAAAAGUUUUACCUCUCUCCACAAGCAGCUCAUCAUCAAUGUUGAACCCCUGCUCCCAGCACUGCCUUCACAAAAUGAUAUAGAAGAGAUUGUUCUUGAAAAUGAAAUUCAAGGUCGGGUGGAUUUCAUGAAGAGAAGACCGCCUCAUGCAGACCAACAAUUAUACAGCAGUAAUUUGGACAAGAUGAGGAGAAAAGUUGGAGCUGUUUAUAAAUACAUGCAGAUAUUCAGUACAAGUUUGCUGGCACUGCGGGACACUGUGCACCUCACCCCACGUAAACAGACUCCAUCAGAAACAGACCCUGGAGAGGAGCCUGAAAGCAUAACUCCCGAAGUAUGUGUUGAAGACAAACAGGAAGAGGAGGAAGAUGAAGCCCUUACAAUCUCGGAGCUCAUGUACAACCCUUGUUCAAGUGUCAUGCCCACACCAGUAGAAGAUGGAGGCAUUGAUCUGCUUUUUGACAAUCCAGUUAAGCCAGGAAAGGACAUGGAUCCUGAUAGGGAUUCAUUUGAAGAAUUGGAGGCAGACGAGAGAGCAUUCUUAGUUGCAGAGGAGGAAGAAAUGCAAGAGGUAAGAUGGUUGCUGGGCCAAAGUUAUGAGCUUCUCACUGGCAACAAGCAACUGAACGCCUUUGUACGUAGCUUCAUCCAGCUGUUGGCUGUGGGACUCGGACUGUUGUUGCUGGUUGUACCACUCCUCCUGGUACUUUUGGAAUCAGACAUUGAUAUUUCCUUCCUCCAUGAGAUUCGUCAGACUCCUGAAUUUGAGCAAUUCCAUUAUGAGUACUACUGCCCCCUCCGCCAGUGGGUGACUUGUAAAAUAAGCUACAUUCUGGAAACAAUGGGAGCAUCCUGAAGUUAAUGACGGUAAAGGUCUUACCCUGACUAAUGUUAAGCAUCAAAAAGAGAGUUGCUUUCAAUUACUUGCAAGGUUGUAUUGAUUGAUAAAUAUUCGGUAGUGGCUUUACUAUAUCACAGAGCAGCUAGAAUUUGUGUGAUUAAAUUCUAAUGUGUAUGGGUUAUGAAUGAGCCAGUAGGUUUGGUAGAUUUAUUGUCAGCCUCAUAAUGACUGAUAUUUAUGUUUAUGCACAUUAAAGGUGAAUAAGAGUUUACAGAUCAGCUAACCAUAUGAAGAUACUGGUUGCAGGAUACAAUAUAAACUGAAAAAUGUAUAAGUAUGAGUAACAUGGUGACAGGUGGGUUUGAAACCUUGGCCCAGUCACUGUGUAAGUAGAGUUUGCACUAUCCUAUCAAAUCUCUGUGUGUUUUUCUAUGGGUAGUCAAGUAUUUUCUUACCCCAAGAAUACACAAGUAACAUUAAUUGACAUCUCUAAACUGGACCCUUAUGAGUAAGUAAAUUUAGAAA
Molecule: messenger RNA, 2751 nt
Organism: Erpetoichthys calabaricus (reedfish)
Lineage: Eukaryota; Metazoa; Chordata; Cladistia; Polypteriformes; Polypteridae
Gene: frmd3
Product: FERM domain containing 3
Exons: 15
Coding region: 340-2241 (633 amino acids)
Cellular component (GO): cytoskeleton
Molecular function (GO): cytoskeletal protein binding
Source: RefSeq, a predicted model, not a curated record